This is a messenger RNA of Salvia miltiorrhiza (redroot sage), 1600 nucleotides long. RefSeq names its product ankyrin repeat domain-containing protein 2B-like. Gene Ontology annotation, cellular component: chloroplast outer membrane. Gene Ontology annotation, biological process: protein targeting to chloroplast. Gene Ontology annotation, molecular function: protein binding; chloroplast targeting sequence receptor activity. Bases 191 to 1276 code for a protein of 361 amino acids. Lineage: Eukaryota; Viridiplantae; Streptophyta; Magnoliopsida; Lamiales; Lamiaceae. The transcript is spliced from 9 exons. The record is from RefSeq and is a predicted model, not a curated record.
CAAAAUCCAACCAUUCAUCUAAAUCGGCGAUGAGGAUUGAUCUGGCCCACUUCUACUGUCUAUUAACCUUUGCGUAUAACAAUCUUGUCUCUCUCUCUCUCUUCACAUUAAUUUCUUGAUAAACCUCUUUUCUUCCCUCUCUACAAAUCUCUGAAGCAAGGCAACGCUUUUCCAUCAGAGUUUAGCAAGCAUGUCGGAGGCAACUAAAACUCCUGUGGUUUCUAAAGAAGAAGAGAAGUCUGAUGCAGCUGAAGCUACUACUUCUGCUGAGAAUCCAUCUGGACAGAGGAGGGAAGCCCCUCCUGCAGUUGGUGGAAUGCCGAAUCCAUCUGGACAGAGAAGGGAAGCACCUCCUGCGGUUCCUGGAAUGCCGAAUCCAUUUGAUUUCUCAGCUAUGACAGGAUUGCUUAAUGACCCGAGCAUCAGAGAACUAGCUGAUCAGAUAGCUAAAGAUCCUUCAUUUAAUCAGAUGGCAGAGCAGCUCCAGAAAACAUUUCAAGGGGGUGCAGUUGAAGAUGGCAUUCCCAACAUUGAUCCCCAACAAUAUUACUCAACUGUGCAGCAAGUCAUGCAAAAUCCACAAUUCAUGAGCAUGGCCGAGAAGCUUGGUAGUACAUUAUUGCAGGAUCCAGCCAUGUCUGGAAUGCUUGAGAGUUUGACAAAUCCAGCCAAUAAAGACCAACUUGAAGAACGAAUGGCACGUGUCAAAGAAGAUCCAUCUUUGAAGCCGAUUCUUGAUGAGAUUGAGAAUGGUGGUCCUGCUGCAAUGAUGAGGUACUGGAACGAUAAAGAGGUUCUUCAGAAGUUGGGUGAAGUUAUGGGAAUGCCUGUUGGAGGAGAGAGUGCUACUACAUCUGCUGGUGACACUGCUGAAGACGAAACUGAGGAAGUAAAUGAUGAGGAAUCCAUCGUUCAUCAAACUGCGAGUGUUGGUGACGUGGAGGGCUUGAAAAAGGCUCUCUCUGAUGGCGCUGAUAAGGAUGAAGAAGACUCUGAGGGAAGAACUGCACUGCAUUUUGCAAGUGGAUAUGGCGAGGUUAAGUGUGCACAAAUUCUUUUGGAGGCCGGAGCGAAGGUUGAUGCUUUGGAUAAGAACAAGAACACUUCUCUCCAUUAUGCUGCUGGUUAUGGCAGGAAGGAAUGCGUGGAGCUACUGCUAAAGAACGGAGCUGCUGUUACUCUUCAGAACUUAGACGGGAAGACACCUAUCGACGUUGCUAAACUGAAUAACCAGAACGAGGUGCUUAAGCUUCUUGAGAAGGAUGCAUUUCUAUAAGCUGGAGGUUGCGAACUGUACGUUUUCUAGUAUUAGCCCCGUCUACUUUCAUGAGAAGAGUAAUUCGUAUUAGCUUGAUCAUAACGUUUUCUGGAUUUAGUUCGAUUACGUCGAUCUAAGUCCUCCAGCAAUGCCCCAUGUUUGUAUUGUAGUUCCUGCCAUGAAUAAUCACUCCAUAGUUUGAUGCAGCGAGUGAUUAGAUAAUAAGAGUGGGUUCUUUUCAGUUUUUCCUAUUGUGCAAUGAUUCAUUUAUGUACCAUUUUACAAUCAGAACAGAUCAUGGCAGGUUGCAAGUACAUAUUACUAUUUUCACAGUUUAUUUUA